Messenger RNA from Periophthalmus magnuspinnatus, 2022 nucleotides. RefSeq names its product retinol binding protein 1a, cellular (gene rbp5). Gene Ontology annotation, molecular function: fatty acid binding. Gene Ontology annotation, biological process: fatty acid transport. The transcript has 4 exons. Gene Ontology annotation, cellular component: nucleus; cytosol. Lineage: Eukaryota; Metazoa; Chordata; Actinopteri; Gobiiformes; Gobiidae. The record is from RefSeq and is a predicted model, not a curated record. Bases 303 to 719 code for a protein of 138 amino acids.
AAUGGGAAUCCUUUUCAUAUGCAACACGCACAGCACUAAACUUUACCCACCGACGCAGCCAGUUCAGGGAAGAUACCGGCACCUCUCCAAGGAAUUUAACACUUUUACGCACAUUUUUACGCACGUUUUUACGCACAGACAAAAGCAAAACCCGCAGCCAACAACAACAAGAGGAACAAUCCUGCAGCUGUUGCACAACACUCUGCGCUCUUUGACCAACCGAGAAAGCUGAUAUCAACCCAGCCUCUGCCAAAAAUCACGGCUGGAAAAAGAAAAAGACGAGAAAAAGAAACGAAGGAAACAUGUCCAAGCCAAAUUACUCCGGGGUUUUUCACAUGGUGGCGCAGGAGAACAUGGAUGAGUACCUCGCAGCUUUAGAUAUAAAUUACGCUUUGAGGAAAAUCGUGUGUUUGUUGAAACCGACCAAAGACAUCACACACGACCCGGCGUCAGGAGCCAUGAAAAUCAAGACCAUCACCACCUUCAAGAACUUCUACAUGGACUUUGUGAUCGGACAGGAGUUCACCGAGGACCUGGGACCGGUGGACGGCCGCACGUGCCAGACCACGGUGAGCUGGGAGGGGGAUAAACUGGUGUGUGUGCAGAGAGGAGAGAAACAAGGCCGAGGAUGGACUCACUGGCUCGAGGGAAACAAACUACAUCUGGAGAUGAGAGUUGAAGGCGUCGUGGCAAAGCAGGUCUUCGAGAAAGCCGCCUGAAACGACUCGACCUGUGGUUCUCAACCUUUUCACACCAAGUACCACCAGGGGGCGCACCACCGGGGGGGCGUACCACCAGGGGGCGCACCACCAGGGGGCGCACCAAGUGUUAUAACUCACUAACCCAGACUUAUGUGAGUAAGUUUGUCUUUAAACGAUGUCAUCUUAGCUCAUAAACCAGCGUUAUCAAAGUGUGGCUCAGUUGCUAUGGAAACAUGAUGCUGGGACCUCAUCGUCUGGAGCCAAAAUAACAAAUAAAGAGAAACUUAUCCACGUAAAGGAGCACUGUGUAACUUUUCUGGUGUAUGUCUGUGUGUAAAAUGCAUUUAUUCUACGACCGGAGUGCUUAGUGCUAAUGAAAACCAUGUACCGGUGUUCUUACUGUGAAAGCUCAGUCACCUCUCCACAGAUCUGACCAGUAACUUGGCCUGGUGAUGUCAUGCAGACGAGCAGGUGGUGAGCCCUCCACCAGGAAAGUUACAUAAUGUACCUUUAAAGGGCCCAUAUGACGCUGUUUUCUGAUCUGUCCUAAUGUGGUUUCCUCGUCACAAACAGACCUGGAGUUGUGUUUUUUUUGUUUUGUUUUGUUUCAUUCUUGUUCUUCUCUCAAACAGAAAACACUCCGUUCCACCUUGUGAUGUCAUCAUGUGGUGAUACAGGAAGUGCUCCACUGCGUUUUUAAACUCCACACACCUUCAUUUCUAUAAUCAUUUGGAUCAUUUCAGCCAAUCUGGAGUUGAGAAUCUACUACUGAACUAAAGGUAAAAGGAGCUGCGAACUUGAAAACUACCACUUGAUGACAUCACAAGGUGGAACAGAGCGUUUUGAGCUUUGGAGAUGUCGACAGAUGAAUUUUAAAGGGUGUGAAUGAAACAAAACACAGCUACAGGUCUGUUUUUGAAGAGGUAACAGCAUUAGAACACCCACAAAAGUGUUGUUGUUUUUUUUUUUUUUUGUAAUAUAGGACCUUUUAAUCCAUUUGUAUUGGGGGGGGAAAGUCUUAAAUCCAAACCAAAAAUAACUGAACGUAACAGGAUUAAACCAGGACUAAGUUUGAGAACCACUGGACCUGUUUGUUACUGUAACCUUAAUGUGUUGUGAGUAGAAAAGCAGCUAUGAGAAGUCUUUUUAGUUUGAUUCUAAUCGUAAAAGUUGUGUUUUGUUUGUGUAUUUUAAUGUGCGUGAUUACUGCGUCUGUGUGUGGUACUAAUACGAGAACGAUGGAGUAUUAUUGACUUUGCACUAACGACAAAGACAUUAUAAAGAAAUACAACAUCUGCUCUGAUUUACUGCUGUUUUUAUU